Messenger RNA from Cuscuta epithymum, 1750 nucleotides. Lineage: Eukaryota; Viridiplantae; Streptophyta; Magnoliopsida; Solanales; Convolvulaceae. The record is from the annotation of a GenBank genome assembly.
GGCACAGCCAUGGUCAAGACCCAUACUCAAAACUAAAAACACAUUUUAUUGAGUAAGUGGGUCAGUGAGUCAGUCAGUCCACAGUCUGACGGAACCCGCCAUUUCAUCCGUUCGCCACCCACUCAACCCCCAACACGCGGCCGGUAACAACCCCACAUUCUCACGGCCAACUUGGGGGUUCACGGCCGGUGGAUGACCAAUAGCAGUUGCUGAACAUCUGACAUGGCCGAUGAAGAAACCCAUCCCCAAACCGAACCACAACACGAGCACAUUGACGACGCCAUUGCCGACUCUGCCGCCAUUUCUUCCUCAGCUUCAGCAACCACCACUUCCGAUGCUCCGCCGCAGCAGAAAGCGUCGCCGGCUGCCAAACUCCCAUCCAGACCCCGCAAGAUCCGGAAGCUCUCCCCUGUACCCUCCGCCACUCUACUCCCAAGAGUCAUCACUCGUCCCCUCUCAUGCUCCGGCGAGCUCGAGACCGCCAUUCACCACCUCCGAUCAGUCGACCAGAGGCUUGCCCCACUCAUCGACUUCCACCCACCUCCAACCCUAGAGCCCUUCCUUCCUCCAUUCCUAGCCCUAACAAAAAACAUCAUCUUCCAGCAACUCGCCCUCAAAGCGGGAACUUCAAUCUACACUAGUUUCGUCUCUCUCUGCGGCGGAGAGUCGAACGUCCUCUCUGACGUUGUUCUAAACCUAUCUCCGCAACAGCUCCGGCAAAUAGGAAUCUCCGCUCGAAAGGCGAGCUAUCUACACGACCUAGCGAGGAAAUACCAGAAUGGGAUCUUAUCUGAUAAAUCCAUCAUAGAAAUGGACGAUAAAUCUUUGUUCACAAUGCUUACAAUGGUCAAUGGAAUCGGAUCAUGGUCAGUUCACAUGUUCAUGAUCUUUUCACUGCACAGGCCGGAUGUUUUGCCAAUACACGAUCUGGGGAUAAGGAAAGGGGUUCAAAUGCUAAACCUGCUCGACGAAUUGCCUAGGCCAUCUCAGAUGGAUCGGUUCUGUGAGAAGUGGAGGCCGUAUAGGUCAGUGGCGGCAUGGUACAUUUGGAGGUAUGUGGAGACAAAGAAUGUAAAUUCAAAUGCCAAUCUGGUAGGGGUAACGAGUCUGGAUACGGGUUUGCAGCAUCAGCAGCAGCAAGAACAACAACAUCAGCAUCAGUUGUUCAUGGAGGACCCAAUUAGUGGGAUGAUGAAUCUGGGUUAUCAUUUUCCAGUCUCUUCUAGUUUUGAAUGAAACCUUACUGUCACACCAAUUUUCAUCAGCAAUUUUUCGGAAUCGUUUUCUUGUGGCCUUCGCGUAUUAGUGUUCCUACUAAUUGAAGAUUCACAGGGAAUUUGCUCUGGGACGGUGACUGAGAUCCAAAUGCGCCCCAAAGUUGUUCUGUGGGGGGAUCAUAAUUAUGAUGUAAGUAAAUCUCCACCACCUCACCUGAUGAACAUGGAGAGUUAAAGGUUGAAGACAAUUUAACUUCUGUUUUAGCUUGAUAGAUUGUACUCUCAACUCUCUGGUAGGGUUAUUUUUCCUGCUAAAACCAAUACAACUGUAUCUAUGCGUGGUUAAACAUUAAGACUCAUUUGGUAACGCGUAAGGGUUAUUUUGUAGAGCAACUAGUUUCUGCAUUUACACAGCUCAUUAUUCACCCUGAUGUAACAAUAUUCAGAGACAUAUCUGUGAUCAAAUCCUAUGUUUUGAUUUUGUUGGGUUACAAAGAUCAUGAAUCCUCCAAAUUUUAAUCUUAUGCUCAUUU